Messenger RNA from Astyanax mexicanus (Mexican tetra), 2944 nucleotides. Its product is annotated as mycbp associated protein. The coding region runs from base 255 to 2849 and encodes 864 amino acids. The transcript has 19 exons. The record is from RefSeq and is a predicted model, not a curated record. Lineage: Eukaryota; Metazoa; Chordata; Actinopteri; Characiformes; Acestrorhamphidae.
UACCGCAGGUGCUAGUCAGAGAGAGCUAUAGCUAACCGGCUGCGGGUUUAUUAUUGUUUUUAUUGAGUUUUAUCGCUAGUUUAUACAGUUUCUGUAGUGUGUAUCAGCUCUAUAACCCGUGUAUAUUAUAUCCGGGUGAUUAAGCUCUGUGUUGAGCGCGCGCUGUGUGUGUUUGUGGCUGUAGUUAGGGCGGGUUAUUAGAGCUGUGUGUUUGGUUGUUAGCUGGAGGCUAAGCUAACCGCGGAUCUGCAGGCAUGGCCAGUCCGGGGAAGUCGCUCAGUAAACCGGGUAAAAAAGAGCCCCGGUCCCGCUCCCCCUCCGAUAAGAAACAGGGGAAGCUGAUGGAGGAGUCAUUAUCCAGCGUGAGUGAAGAACAGAUCAGUAGCUCCAUUCUGAAGGGGGACGAUAUUCAGGCUCUGGCCAUCAAACCUGAUCAUCUGGAGAUGAUCCGGGCUCCUCAACCUCCAAAGGAGCCCCUGAAGCCCCGCCUAUCAAGCCGAGUACUGGUCCGUAAGACACGCCCCUGUGAUGAGGUCAGAAAAGGUGUGAGCGUUUCCGUGGCGAGACCUCUUCUAAAGGAUGCUACACUUGAACCACUGGAAUACACAGGUCCAGGAGGCCCACGCUUUGAUGAGCAGGGCAUGGUCCUGCCGCACAGCAUCCUGGGAAGUCUGGAGGACUUCAGAAGAGAGAUGGAGGACAGAGGAGAGACAGAGCUUGUUAGUAGAAUUCCUGAUCAGAAGACACACUGCCCUCUACAGGCUGGAGCUCAGCAGAGGAAUGGGAAGAUCAGAACCCAUAAACAGGGUGGGUGGGAUCCUCAGGGCCACGCCCUCCAGCACUGGAAUUACCACAUGGCUGAGAGACGCCGCCAGCAGAACUUCAUCGCCCAUCUGCUGGAGAAGCCGGUGGAGGAGCUUCUGAUGAACCAGUCGAACAGAUACAGGGAGAUUCAGGAGCAGAGAGAGAUCAUCAGCAGAGGCCUGCCUGCCCUGCACCCCGGACAUGGCAGGCGUGUGGGCAGUGAGUUCUGGAGUGUUCCUCAGCGUUUCGGGGACGAGCUGAGCGGAAUCACGGCCACGCUGACCCAAACUCAGAAAGGCAACCCGCCGCCCAUCACACACAUCACUCAGCCGCUCAGCGCCCGCCGGGAGUCAGGUAACGAGGUGUCGGAUGGUGUGGUCAGUAGGGCGUGGAGUCAGAGUCAGUACCUGCACUAUCGCCAACAUGAACUCAGAGACAUACUGACUGAGAUGGACUACAACCAACCGGAUAUGGAUGAGUUGGAGGUGGUGGGCUCCAGUCAGCCCUACACUUCUCUUUCAGAAGAACAGUCUGCUCUACUGGAGGAGGAAGAGCAGGGCGAGGGAGAAGAGGAAGAAGAAGAAAGGAUAAACGGAGAUCAUAAAGAGAACGAAGAUCCACUGGAGUUUUAUGAUGAUGUGAUGAUGGAGGUGGAGCUGAUUCCUGCUCUGAGGCUAUGUGGGGAACUGGCCUGCUGGACUGGAAACGCUACAUCUAAUGAGGAGGAAGUGGGCGUGGUCGUACGGCUGCUGUUUGAAGCUGCAGUAGGUGAGAGUGUGAGUUCUGAGCUGGAGCUGAAGAACGAGGGCAGCACUGCCGUCUAUUACAGCUGGCACAGACUGGCAGCGCCACCCAGCUUCACCCACACCAGAGCCCAGAGACACAGCCAGAACUUCUACUUUAACACUGCUACAGCGGUGAUACUGCCCGGUGAUGUGGAGAGGAUUCUGGUCACCUUUAAAAGUGCUUGUCCGGGGAUUAUGAGUGAGGUGUGGCAGCUCCACACCCACCCUGUUCUACUGGGCGGAGCUUCGCUGCAGGUCACACUAAGGGGCGUGGCUCUGUACCAGGACAAAACAGCUGAGAAGAGAGCAGCUAUAGAGGAGGAACUGGAGCGGCGUGUGGCUGUAUCUGUGUGCAAAUCUUUAAUUUGUGAUGUUUUGCGUAAUAUUCACACUCCAGAGAGACCCAGCUCUCCUGUGGAAUUGUACAUUACAGAGGAGGAGCACUUCUACAACAUCAACCCCAGCCUGCAUUACCACAGCCAACCAGUGGAGGCGCUGAAGAGACUGUGGGAGGAGGCGCACAGAUUAAAAACUACAACAGCAGAAGAACAUCAGCAAACACCUGCAGAAAUUCCAACCUGGGAUCUGUGCAUGGAUCAUCUCCGACAGGUGGUGCUGUCGCUCCCACAAGAUGAUGCUGAUUCUGAGGGGGCGGGGCUAUGCAGGGAAGAGGCUCUGAGCCAAUACAAUGCUCUUAUUCUGCAGCUCCACCAAUCACAGCUCACAAUCAAACCUCUCACAGCGCACAGCAUUGGGCUGCAGAUGUGGAGGGAGCUGUGUGAUGGUUUGGUCUCUGAAGCUGUACGGCUGAGACUCAUACUGGGACUUCCUGAGAACAACACCUGGGGAGACAAUGAGAAAGAUCAAGACAAUUUGGCAGCGCAGAAGGAAGAUGUGAAGGAGAGAAAAGGAAUGUCCUUGAAUAAAGAGGAGAAGAAGGGAGGGAUCAGUAAAGAGAAGGAGGAGAAGAAAGGUGUGUCUAAACCUGCAGGAAAGGAUAACCCUGCAGCAGAGGAGCGUUCUGGAAAUAAGAAGAAGGUUCUAGAAGAAAAGAAGGUGGAGAAAGAUGUGAUCAGAGAGUCGUCCCUCACCAGCAUCAGCUCAGAGGACGAUACCAUCCAUUCACAACUACAGCAACACUACACACACACACUGCACCAACAGGUUUAUGUUCUGAUGGAGAGGAUGGUUGAUUCUCUGUGUGAUCUGCUGGAAGAAGCUCAACAAAAAGAAGUUACUGAAACUAAUCAGUGUUUUUGAGGCAUUUUUCCCAUUUUUGAGAUAUACAUAUAUUUUUCUCAAUGAUAAGAUUACAAUAUUACUGAGUUCAUAUGCAAUAAAAUCAUAUUUUCUCA